Bacillus rossius redtenbacheri is the source of this 3327-nucleotide messenger RNA. It is a transcript of the gene Cda4, whose product is annotated as chitin deacetylase 1. The coding region runs from base 69 to 1508 and encodes 479 amino acids. Gene Ontology annotation, biological process: carbohydrate metabolic process. Gene Ontology annotation, molecular function: chitin binding. The transcript is spliced from 10 exons. Lineage: Eukaryota; Metazoa; Arthropoda; Insecta; Phasmatodea; Bacillidae. The record is from RefSeq and is a predicted model, not a curated record. Gene Ontology annotation, cellular component: extracellular region.
ACCGCGCCCAGCAGUCACCGGGCCAGUUUCUCCUGCAGCCCGCCAGCCCAGCACAGCAGCCUGCAGCCAUGACCAGGGAGCUGCGCUGCGCCCUGCUGGCCGCCUGCCUGCUAGCAGUGAACAGUCAGAAGAAGGCUGACGAGAAAGACAAGGAGUUCGAAUGCCCAGAAACCACAGGAAAUGGGAACUACGCUGACCCAGCCACGUGCAGGAGGUUCUACCAGUGUGUAGAUGGAUACCCGUACCUGAACAGAUGUCCAUCCGGGCUUUAUUUUGACGACAUCAACAAACUCUGUACUUUCAAGAAUGAAGCCAGAUGUGGUCCAAUUGCUUCAACGCCGGCGCCCAUCACGGAGGAGCCCCUGGACCUGGCCAAGAAGUGCGACCCCAGCACGUGCGUGCUGCCCUACUGCUUCUGCUCCAAGGACGGCACGCUCAUCCCAGGGGGACUCGACCCCGAGGAGACUCCACAAAUGAUACUCAUAACGUUCGACGGGGCUGUCAACUUAAACAAUUUCGACCACUACCAGCGGGUCUUCAGCAAUGACAGGAGGAACCCCAACGGGUGCGAGAUUCGAGGCACCUUCUUCAUCUCGCACGAGUACGGCAACUACCACAUGAUCCAGCAACUGGCCUACAAGGGCCAUGAGAUCGGCACAGAAACUAUCACGCUUCAGCAGAGUCUCCAGGACAAAGGCUACGAGGAGUGGGUGGGGGAGAUGAUCGGCAUGAGGGAGAUCCUGCGCCACUUCGCCAACGUGUCCAAGAGCAGCGUCGUGGGCAUGAGAGCUCCGUACCUGAAGCCAGGCCGCAACACGCAGUUCGAGGUGCUGGAGGACUUCGGCUACAUAUACGACAGCUCGGUGGGCACCCCACCGAUGAGGUUCCCCGUGUGGCCGUACACGCUGGACCACAAGAUCCCCCACGAGUGCCGCUCCGGGACUUGCCCGACCAGGUCCUUCGAAGGAGUGUGGGAGGUGCCGCUGAACGCCCACUACGUGGAGAGCUACGAAGGCGGCCACUGCCCCUACCUGGACCAGUGCGUGCUGCACAACCACGAUGCCGACGAGGUGUUCGCCUGGCUCAAGGAGGACUUCAGCCGCUACUACGACCAGAACCGCGCGCCGUACAUGAUGCCCUUCCACACCAACUGGUUCCAGAUCAAGGAGCUGGAGCAGGGUCUGCACAAGUUCCUUGACUGGACGUUGACACUGCCCGACGUGUGGUUCGUGACGGUGACCCAGGCACUCAUCUGGAUGACGGAGCCUCGCACCGCCAACACCCUCAACACAUUCGACGCCUGGAACUGCGCCAAGCGGGAGAACAUCCCCCCUCCGCCCUGCAACCUGCCCAACUCGUGCGCGCUGCCGUUCCGCCCUCCGGAGGCCAACGUAUCCCAGACUCGGUACCUGGUGACAUGCCGAGAGUGCCCUGCGCGGUACCCAUGGAUCGGAGACUCCGAGGGUACAGGGAUAGACGGCAAGGACGUGUACAACCCGGAAAACUGAACAUCUGUCAUGUUCUCUUGUUGUUUAGUGACUGAACUCUUCUACAAACUGCAGCUGAUAAAACUUUAGUGUGAUGUUUGCUGUGUAAAGAGUUUUAUUUUAAUGUUCUAAAUUUAGAACAUUGGUGUCACUAAGCUUCUUUAAGCAGUCCACUGCUUUUCCAAACAUUAAUUCUAAUCAACUACGUUUGCAACGAAAAAAACCUGUUUUGAAACAGUGUAUAUUGUUACAGCAUAAAAUGUUCUGGUUUAUAAAUAACAUUGAACAACACAUCUUGAAAUUAUCUCUGUACAUACUUAUUGAAAUGAAAAAGUUAAACAUGUUAUUUUAUAGAAAUGUUAACUUUCCUGAUUAAACACAGGCGAAAUUGUGGCUGUGUUACAUUAACAGAACCAUGUUGAUGCUUCAUUUUUAUCAUCACAAGCUGGUGAAAUAAGUUUUAAAACAUAUUGUGUUGUCAAGGAUGUAGUUAUACUACUGAGGAGAAAAAAUUACUAUUAUAAAGUUUUUCUCAUUCAAGUAAAUAUUUUGAAGAAAUAUUUUAAAUAUUCACAAAUCUUUAAAAUUACAAUACUUUAUUAAACUAUUUAAAAUAAUGCAAUAUUAAACAGUGUAUUACUUUUUACAUUAUACAAAGUUUUAAAAACAUUUUAUAUGGUAUGCACUGGAAAUAGGUUAUCUAUUUAUGUGCCACCUCAUAUACCAGUACUAAACUCAAUGUACCACCAAACUAUCAAAACAGAACAUUUUUCCACAAUUGUUUGCACAUAUAAUUUUAAUUUAAUUAAUUUUGAAAAUAUUUUGUUUCAUUAUCCAUUUCAAAAGCACAAACCUAAUGAGUAAUUUUCAAAAUGUUUUACUGUAAUCGGAAAAGGAUGCAUUCAAAAGAUUUCUGUCUUUGGCUACACUUAAAUUUGACUAUCCAAUCACUCCUAAAUAGUUCAAUACUAUUCACCUUCUCUCAUCAUGGCUUUAAUGGAUGAAAAAUCACUUUCAAGGUCACUUCCUCCACCGUUCCGAAGCAGUCAGUCGUAACAUAAGACAGUCGCCCCUGGGAGUUGUACAGUACACCUGAACUGCAGGCUAGUGACAUGGUCUACCAAGAGAAAUUUUUUUAUCAUAUGCAUAGUCAAACAAUAAAUACCAUCAUUUUUAUUUCCAUCAAGUUUUCAUUUUCCUAUCUGUGGCUUUCGUAAAAAUUUAGAUAACCACAAAAAUAUGCCAACUAUAAUAUUUCGUCUAUUUUACUUGUUCAGCUAUAGAAAUUGUUUUUCCAUAGAUAUUAACACAAUUUAUUAAUGAGCAGCAUGAUAAUACUUGAGGAAAUCAUAAAGUUUUCUUGCAAGUGUGAUACUCAAAAGGCACAUGUUUGAAUUAAUAGGAAAUUAAGAAAGGACAUAGUUGUAUUCCAACUGCUUUCUUGUAUUUACCAACAUAUGACCUUGUUCCAUUGUUUAUGAUUAAAUUUAAAAAUUAAAAAAAGCUUGAAAAAUAAUUGAAACUUUUGCUAAACCUCUGUAAAAUUAAUAUAUUUUACUAUUAAGUAGAUAAAUUUAACUGUCGACAGUACCUAUGUGUUGCAACAACAUUUAAGCUCAAAUGCAGUUGUUUAUUGAGCAAUGAUUGUUGUUCUCAUUGAAAGCACACGACUUGUGUGAACAAUUACUGUACAUAAACACCAGUUGUGUGUAUGUUAUUUGAUUAAGUGUAAAGAAGGUAUGAGUAAUAAUAAGUGCAAUUAUAUAGCAUGUGUGUGUGUUUGUGUGCAAACACUAAAGGAAUGUUUACUGUUUCAAUAAAUAACUUGUUAAAUAUUGUA